AUGCCAUCAAACAAAAGAACACAUCAACAGAGUAAUAGAGCUACGAAGAGGAAAACUAAGCGUCAGAAUAUUGGUGCAAAAUACACACUGUAUGUGACAAAUUUAAACAGCAAAAUAAAACCGGUGAAAAUGAAGGAGAAUUUGUAUAUACUUUUCUCGUCAUUUGCUGAUGUUUUGGAGAUACAUUAUCCCAGGAAAGACAGGCGUGGCCAGGGAUGGAUAGUGGUUUCAUCCCCCGAAGAAGCUGCUCAAUGUAUUGAGAAGUUGGACAAUUUUCAAAUGUUUGAAAAUCAAAUACAUGUUAAUCUUGCAAGGAAAGAUGCAAAUAUAAUAGGCGAAUUAACCAAAUUAGAAUCCCAUGACAAGGAAGAUGAAGAUGAAGAUUAA
This is a messenger RNA of Pichia kudriavzevii, 387 nucleotides long. RefSeq lists its product as uncharacterized. NCBI's taxonomy places the organism in Eukaryota, Fungi, Ascomycota, Pichiomycetes, Pichiales, Pichiaceae. The transcript has a single exon. Gene Ontology annotation, molecular function: RNA binding. The record is from RefSeq and is a predicted model, not a curated record. The coding region runs from base 1 to 387 and encodes 128 amino acids.